This is a messenger RNA of Chenopodium quinoa (quinoa), 823 nucleotides long. RefSeq names its product putative phosphatidylglycerol/phosphatidylinositol transfer protein DDB_G0282179. The transcript has 4 exons. The record is from RefSeq and is a predicted model, not a curated record. Gene Ontology annotation, biological process: intracellular sterol transport. NCBI's taxonomy places the organism in Eukaryota, Viridiplantae, Streptophyta, Magnoliopsida, Caryophyllales, Amaranthaceae. Gene Ontology annotation, molecular function: sterol binding. Bases 169 to 642 code for a protein of 157 amino acids.
AUUGGUAAAGGAUUCUUGGGAAGCGCCAACUACCGUUCUCCUGGUUAGUGUUGACAGUAUUACUCCCCUCCAUAAUCAAUUGCUUCAUCUCCAUUUCCAACUUUCAAUUUCAAACUCUUUCUACUUGACUUUCUCUCACUAAAACAAACAACAAAAAUCAAGCAGAAGAUGAUGCGUUAUACUGCAAUCACACUUAUUCUCCUUUCAUUAUUACUUUUCAUUCUCUCUCCUUCCGCUCACGCCACCGAUAUUCGAUAUUGUGAUAAGAAAACUGAUUAUGAAGUGAAGGUACACGGGGUUGAAAUAUCACCUGAUCCAGUUGCUAGAGGCCAGCCAGCUACCUUCAGUAUCGCUGCAUCUGCUGGAAAUGCCAUUUCCGGUGGGAAAUUGGACCUUGAUGUUGCAUACUUUGGAUGGCAUGUGCACAGUGAAACCCGUGAUUUAUGUACUGAGACUUCUUGCCCAGUCUCAACUGGUGAUUUUGUAAUUUCACAUUCCCAGGUUUUGCCAAUAUUUACUCCACCGGGUUCCUACACUCUGAAGAUGAAGAUCCUGGAUGCAAACAAGCGUCAACUAUCCUGUGUUGCUUUUGAUUUUAGCAUUGGAUUUGGAUCAUCUAUGGCUGCGAACUUUCUGAUGUAAAAAUCAAAUUUAUGUACAAACUUUCUUAACCUAUCUUGCUGACAAAAUUAUGUAAAUACUUGGUAUGUUUCUUACAGAAUUGAUACAAGUUUGAAGUACAUACAAAGCACUUUAUAUCCUGUUUCUGUAUACAAGGUGAUAUAUAGCUAUCUACUAUAUCUAAAAUUGGUUGCCACAUUAA